This is a messenger RNA of Xiphophorus hellerii (green swordtail), 3430 nucleotides long. RefSeq lists its product as uncharacterized. Bases 315 to 2249 code for a protein of 644 amino acids. The transcript has 2 exons. The record is from RefSeq and is a predicted model, not a curated record. Lineage: Eukaryota; Metazoa; Chordata; Actinopteri; Cyprinodontiformes; Poeciliidae.
CAGCUAUGUGUAUGUGAACGUCUGCCGCUGAGCAGACUUUGCGUGUUUAAAUGUACUCUCCUUCGUUUAUUGCAAUGUCUUUUACAACCAUGGUAAACAUUCGGGGAUUAUAAUCUGUGGGAAGUUUCUUUAUCUCAUCUGUGGUCUUUGAUUUUCUCGCCGCCGCGCGAGCAAAAUCUUUCUGCUGUGUGUGAUUUCCUCGCCGCUGUGCGAGCAAAAAAAAAAAGAGAAAAGGAGACAGAGGCUCGCCGCAGUGCGAGGCAGUAAAAAAAAAAAAAGGCAGGAAAGAGGAGAGGUGAUCUCUGGGUUUGAAUAUGGCGCAGGAGGUCGACAGGGAGAAAUAUGAUCCAAAGUGGGGCAUCGGGCCAUGGAUUGCGCUCAGUGAGCAAAUAGAUGGAUUAAUAACUUAUCUGGGGGAACAUGACGAAUUCCAAACGGACGGGGACGGACAAAAAAUACAAAAUAAAUUAAAAGGUCUGGUUGAAAUGGGUGGAGGCGAUUUGCUAAGCAGACAGCCCCUGGGGAAACAUUUGCUGCAGGGAAUCAACAAUUCUAAAAAACAUUUGAUAGACACUAUGCAAAAAGAAGGAGAAGCAGGAGUUUUCACUAACAGAAGCUGUAAAACAAACGAGCAGAAUGCUGAGAGAGAACUCAGGCAGAGGGAAGAACUUUUGGUUUUCUGGCAGGGACUUUCACAUGCAUUUGAACACAAAAAACAAAAAGUUGCCACCAGCUCUGAACACACAAACAUAAAUACAGACAAUUCACUUCCUCCACCAUAUAGUGGAGACGAAACUCGGCCUUCCCAGGGCAUUUAUCCCAUAGUUAACAUUACACAGGGAACUUUAGCAGUCGAGGGGGAGACAGCUACCCCACAAAACGCUCCCGAAGUCCACACUGGGACUGAUACCCCGAACUGGACUAUAUUAGAUCAGACCCCGUCCACACCAAAUCCCAUGGCUUGGUCUCAGUUAAAUGACACCUUUGUCAGAUCUGCUCAGAGGUUGCAGAACCUGUGUGACAGAGCAGAACAGAUGGAGAGAGGAGAGAUAAAAUCUAAUUCAGCCAAAAACGUUCAAAUUAAAAUGGAUGCAAAUGGAACGUGGGUUUCAGAGGAGAACCUUACAGAUAAAACUGAUGAACUGAGAGAGGUCUAUCACAUCUCGUGCCCUCUAGAGAGCAUGCGUGGCUUAGGCCUUCACACAGCAGAAGGACAGCACGCCCUGGUUGGGAGCAACACAGGGGCUUAUCCUCUUUUGAAAAACAGUACUGAGGGUCAGAAAUACGUUCCUUUUCCUCUAGAUGACAGAGAGGCCAUAGUAGAUAAACUGCCCAGUAUUACAGCUGGUGGGAGUCUUUGGUUGGCAGAGUUAGACCUGCUGACCUCUGGAAUGACUCUAGCGCUGGGAGAUUUCAGAGCAAUAAUGAGCAGAGCUAUGUCUGGCAUGGUUAUGAGAGACAUAGAACACGCAGCAGGGACCCAAAAUGUAAGUAAUUCUACUCCAGCACAUCAAUUCAUCACACCUUUGGCACGGGAAAUAAAAAGGCAGUUUCCACUGGCCACAAUCGCUCCCAUCACCAGGUUUGAAUGGGAUUACAGCAUGGAUCCUAAAGAAUACAUAAAUAAAGCUGCAGAAACCUGGUUCGGAAAAACUACAAUUAAUCCAAAAGGCCCACACUCAAACUUAACUGAAAUGUUUAGAGAGGCAAUCUUGAAAGGUGUUCCUGAACAGGUUGUACAAUCUAUAAGAAACAACCCAGAUUUGACAGGGUGCGAGCACGUUAGGUGGGAGAGACAUUUGCUUCAUCACUUAAUAAAGGCACAAGAUGAGUUCAAGAAAAAGCAGUCUGACACAAAGGAUUUAGAAAUUCAACUGUUGAAGCUCCAAUUGCAGGAAGCAAAACAAAAAUUGAAAAAAAAAACAGAUAAAAAGGAACAUGUGAUGGUUGUGGCUGCAGGUGCCGGAACCCCCACACAGAAUGCAACUUCCUGGCAAAACACUAAUCAGAUUGGGGAGGACUGGUUCCUCCUCCUGUUUUUUCUGUUUCAUAUCCCCAAAACAGGUACAGAGCGUUUCCUCGUGGGCGGGGAAGGCGUUUGGCCGGUCACGAGGGCGGUGCUCCGUGGAGGGGUCGUGGGGCGCGGAUCAGGGGACCACAGCAGGAGGACAUAUGCUACCGAUGUGGACGUGUUGGACACUGGGCAAAACAUUGCUGGGCCAUACCAAAUCACGGGGAACCAGGUAUGAUCCCCCACAAUCCCAAUGUUAUACCUGGACAGUCUUUUCAGGGGAAUAACGAGCCCACACAGAACAUCUAGUGACACGCCCCUGGAGACCCACAGCCCAGCAUGGGAACUGCAGACCCCAUGUUGUCAGCAACACUGGAGGGGAGAGAAACACACUUCCUGGUGGACACAGGUGCUACACACAGCACAUUGAACUUUGUUUCUCCCCUUAGUUUGACGUCACAAACUGUAUCUUUAACUGGGUUCUCAGGGACAGAACAAAGUCUGCCUUUCACUAAGCCUCUGACCUUCACACUGGGCAAUCAGCACCUGCAACAUUCUUUUGUCAGCUCUCCCACAACUCCCGUCAAUUUGCUAGGAAGAGACUUACUGAUAAAACUGGGAGCAACAAUUAUGUGCUCUGUGAAUGGAUUAAUUGUUUCAUUUCCCGAUGGCACGUCCCUCCCUUGUGCAAACUUUCUCACGGAUGGACAAUUUCUCAUGCAGCCAAGUGUUUCUGAGUGUGCAGACAUACAUUGGGGCCUUUUAACGAACUUACCCUCCAGCCGUCUAAUGUCAACGUUUGUGGACUGGAAACCUUGGCUCCUGUGUCUGCGCUCCUACGUCUCUCCUCCGGAUCCCCCCACGUGACCCUGUUCUACGACAGAGACGUCUCUGAAUGGUACCAGGAACCUUUCCUUUCCACUUUGGAGGAAACAACCUGGGAGCACCAAGCAAAAGAAUUGGGCCCAAUGAUGAAACGCUCCCUGGCAGCCACAGAUUGGAUUGCGACAGCAGUGCCAGGUUUGUUUUUCUCCCCUUCUCUUGACACAUAUAAGAUCAGCUUUUCAGGGUCUGAAACAGUAGAACUUCAUCAUGAACAUGUCCAGGCAUCACGGUAGGGAAAAAUCAGACCACUCUUCAGCAGAACAUAUGAUAACAUCUAUGCCUGCAUCUCUCUGGGCGGAAACGCCUACGGAUGUGGGGCUGGUCUCCUGUUCUCCUAUUCCAUUUCAGGUGGACUCUGAGAGACCCCUCUGGAUUCCUCAGUAUCCACACAAAUCCGCAGCUGAACAGGGCAUCGCAGAGACAAUAACAGGACUGAUUGAGGCUGGAGUGCUGGAACCCUCACAGUCUGACUGGAACACACCCAUUUUGCCAGUGGAGAAAAAAGGAUGUUUUGCAGGACUGUCCUCUCCCUCC